GUAGCCGCACUUUCGCUUUUCUCUCCAAGCGCAAUGAAGGUGCGCAGAGACCUUUACGCAGCGCUGGCUUGCUGGGCGCUGGAGAUCUUAUGCCUGCAGGCUCAGUUGCUGCCUUAUACCCCCUCCCAGGUGUUUCCGUGCCACAACCCCAGACAAGAAUAUUACAACGAAAACAUCCAAAAAUGUUGCAGUCUGUGCCCUCCAGGUUCCCGUGUGCAUCAGAAGUGCGACAGCAGUGUCAACACGCAAUGCGUCCCAUGCGGGGAAGGCUUGUUUAACAUGGCCUGGAGUCGAGCCCCACGGUGUUUUAGUUGCUCACCACCAUGCAAAGAAGGCUUUGUGGAGGAAAAAACUUGCACCAGCACCCAAAACAGAGUCUGCUGGUGUCCCCGGGGCCACUUCUGCAGCUCGCUGGUCUCCGGGAAAUGCUACCACUGCCAGCCGUACCGGAAGUGCGAGAUGGGCUACGGAGUGCUGCAGCCGGGCACAAGAGAAACGGAUGUGGAAUGUGCCCCAUGCCAACCGGGCACAUUUUCCGAUCACGAAUCACACCAGAAUGUCUGCACCCCUCACAGGACAUGUCAGCCCGUGCUCGUUCCUGGAAACAGCACCCACAACACCGUUUGUGGCAAUCCAGGUGGGCAGGUUAACCCCAGGACAACAACUCCGCAAGUCACAACCGCUACGAAGAGGCUUCUGUGGCGCCUUGGGACCGAGAGACCAACCUCCAACCAACAGGAUCCAUCAGCACAGACUGGGCGGAUUGUUGGUAUGAUGGCUAUCCCAGUGGUCCUGGCAGCCCUCAUUUGCUUCAUCGUUUUUAGAAAAAAUGGUCAAAAGUGUGUCCUCAAACGGGAGGAGAAAAAACAGCCGUUCUUGCCUGCCGAAAAGUUCCCGGUGAAGUGGCCUCAGGAGCCCGCGGCUGUGGGGCAGGAGAAGGACAGCCUCUUGCGGAUGUCCCCUUCCAGUUUGGGGGACAGUCCAGCCGGGUGCGAGAAAAGCAGCGAAACCGACAACGGAGACCCUCCCAAGUUGGAAACGGACGACGUUCAACAGAGAUCAGUGAACACGGAGGCGUGCAAGAGCACAGCAGAUUCAACAGGGAUUGUGGCAAACGGGAAAAUCCACGUCAACGUGAGCUGCGUGGUCAGCGUCUGCAAUGACAGCCAUUCUCCGGCCUUGAAGCCCUCAGGGGCGGCCGAAACCGGACACCCCGCAGACCCUCCCUUCUCGCAGGAAGAAACUGCCACGAGAGGAGAGUCCGGCCGGGCAGUCGCGGUGGAGGUCGAAGACAGCUCGGACUUCUUGGACCCCUGUGGGGGGAAGCCCCUCCCGCUUAGCGUCCAAGAUGCCGGCAUGAGAACGACGGAGGGUUUUCCAGGCAGCGACUUCCGCCUUGCUCGAGUCACUCCACAAAUGACUGAGGCAGAAAAGACGUUCGCGAAGGACAAAAAAAACCUAUUUAGGUAGUCCUCGACUUAAUGACCAUUUAUUCAGUGACGGCUGAUGUCGCAAUGGUGCUUGGAAAGAAAAAGCGACUUGGGACAGGUCCUUGUACUUAUGGCUGUCGCGGCGUUCCCCGUGGUCGCACGAUCAAAACUCAGGUGCUGAAGCCAUUGACUCAUCUUUACAACGGUCGCCGCCUCCCAGGGUCACGCAAUUCCCUCCUUUUAGCGACCUUCCGACGAGCCACAAGUCAGCGGGGGAUGCCGGGAUUCACUUAACGACCGUGCGACCAACCGCAGCAAUUUACUUAACAACGGCAGCCAGAAAGGUCGUAAAACAGAGCCGAAGUCACUGUCUUGCUUGGCAACAGGGACAUUUGGGGUCGUAAGUCCGAGGACAGCCUGUCGUUGAAUUUAAGGAAUAACUGUCCCCAACCCUGAGGGAUGAUUUGCAACCAUCCUUAAAAAACAGUCUUAAAAACGCACAAUUUCCACACAUACCCCUCAAAAUAUCUCAGUUUAUGGCGGUGCCAAAUUUCAGACCAGCUGUAAACCUCUCUCUUUGCUGCCCCCUCAUGGCGGCCCAGAUUUCUGCAGUUGAAAUAUUCACCGCCAAGUUUUAAUUUCAGGUUUUUAAAAAACUCUUUGUUGUUGUCAUCUUUCCUAUUUUUUGUACUCCGGCUGAAUAAAAUCCUAUUUU
Notechis scutatus (mainland tiger snake) is the source of this 2145-nucleotide messenger RNA. It is a transcript of the gene TNFRSF1B, whose product is annotated as TNF receptor superfamily member 1B. Gene Ontology annotation, molecular function: tumor necrosis factor receptor activity; tumor necrosis factor binding. The record is from RefSeq and is a predicted model, not a curated record. Gene Ontology annotation, biological process: positive regulation of myelination; extrinsic apoptotic signaling pathway; regulation of T cell proliferation. Lineage: Eukaryota; Metazoa; Chordata; Lepidosauria; Squamata; Elapidae.